AUGACGUCAGAAAAACGCGCUCUUUACGUAGCGGCAGUGUUCAUUCCGUCGCUAUAAUUUUUUUCCCUCGGUGAAGGAUUUGAGGCUACAAUCCAUCACCAUCAUGAAACUAGUCCGGUUUUUGAUGAAACUCAGCCAUGAGACGGUCACGAUCGAACUGAAAAAUGGCACCCAGGUCCACGGCACCAUCACAGGUGUUGAUGUCAGUAUGAACACUCACCUGAAAGCAGUCAAAAUGACCCUGAAGAACCGGGAGCCCACUCAGCUGGAGUCCCUGAGUAUCCGUGGAAACAACAUCCGGUACUUCAUCCUGCCCGACAGCCUCCCCCUGGACACGCUGCUCGUCGACAUCGAGCCAAAGAUCAAGUCCAAGAAGAGGGAAGCUGUGGCUGGACGGGGACGAGGCAGAGGACGUGGCCGUGGCAGAGGAAGGGGUCGAGGCCGAGGCGGCCCCAGGAGAUGAUCCUCAGGCUGCUUAUCGCUUCUCAUCCCACUGUUUGUACAGGAUUUUUUUUUUUCUGAGACAAAACGACUUUUGAAUUUCAGUGUGUUUUUCUUAUUUUGUACAUUAAAACGUUCCUGAAGAGGACGAAGUUGUU
Salarias fasciatus (jewelled blenny) is the source of this 599-nucleotide messenger RNA. RefSeq names its product small nuclear ribonucleoprotein D1 polypeptide (gene snrpd1). Lineage: Eukaryota; Metazoa; Chordata; Actinopteri; Blenniiformes; Blenniidae. The record is from RefSeq and is a predicted model, not a curated record. Gene Ontology annotation, biological process: RNA processing; spliceosomal snRNP assembly. Bases 104 to 463 code for a protein of 119 amino acids. Gene Ontology annotation, molecular function: RNA binding. The transcript is spliced from 4 exons.